AUGCCCAUGGAUCCCAAGCAGCCUCCUUCGCCUGAAAUCACGGAAGGCCUAUCGGAAGGUCGUCAAGAUGGCUCCAGACCGAGCACUGAUUUCUACUGGCGCGGGCUGAGAUUACCCAAAUACCCUUUCGCGGCGCUGGCUUUCUUUGCCGGUUCUCUCUACAACAAACUGGGUAUUCGAAUCUGUCUCAUGUUCGGCGGAUUCGGCUACGCGUGCCUAUCGUCUGCGUAUCUCUGUACAAAGCAUAUCGGGAACAGAGCUACACCAUUCAUUGUUGUCGCUGGCUGCAUUGAGGGUCUCUCUGCAGCAAUGCUCUGGACCGCGCAAGGUGCUGUCACGAUGGCGUACCCGACCGAGGGCGAAAAAGGAAAGGCUUUCUCGCUUUUCUGGACCAUGUAUCAAUGCGGUGGCACCAUCGGCUCCAUCAUUCCAAUCUGUCUGAACUGGAACUCUACCCAAGGAAGCUUAUCCGAUGCAACAGUAGUGCGUUCAGAUGGGACUAAAGUUGUGCUUCCCAAGCACCCGACCUGGAAAUCUGAGCUCACUGGGCUUUACAAGACGCUGAUCACUGAAAAGUGGAUUGUCACUCUUUUUCCCUUUUGGGCAGCGAGCAACUGGUUUUACACGUACCAGAACAACGACUUCAACGCGCCACAUUUCACAAUCCGUACCCGGUCAUUCAAUGGGCUCUGGUCAAAUUUCUUCAAUAUGCUGGGUGUGUGGUUCAUGGGAAUUUUUUUGGAUCUCAGAUCAGAGAAGUACAGCCGUAAAAUUCGCGCACGCUGUGGCCUGAUAUUCAUUUUCGUCGCCACCAUGGGGAUCUGGGGUGGUGGAUGGUACUUCGUCAAGCCCGGCGGGCCUUUCGAGAUCCGCGGUCAGCUACCAGACCCGCUCCUGGAUGUAACCCAAUCCUCCCGCUAUGCCCCUUACCUCAUCAUGUACAUCGCCUACGCCUUCUACGACGGCGCCUACCAAUCCUACGCCUACUGGCUCAUGGGCGCGCUGUCCAACGACUCGGCCAAAUUGGCACGCUAUUCCGGCUGGUACAAGUCGAUACAGUCGGCCGCGGCCGCCGUCGUCUGGCGCCUGGACGGCCUGCGCACGCCGUACCGCACCAUGUAUCUGAGCACGUGGAUCUUCCUGAGCGUGGCGUGCGUCACGACGACGUACGUGGGAUUUUGGAGGGUGCGGGACAGCUCGAACGAGCGAGAAGUGGAAGGCAGGGUGACGGAUGGUGUAGAUCCGGAAAUGGAUCAGGGCAUGGAAAGGGGGGACUUGGUGGCGCAAGCGGGGAAGGGUGAGUCGGAGGGACGAUCGAAGGGCCAGCUGGAAGCAAGUCAAUCUUGA
This is a messenger RNA of Lasiodiplodia theobromae, 1347 nucleotides long. RefSeq lists its product as uncharacterized. Gene Ontology annotation, biological process: transmembrane transport. Gene Ontology annotation, molecular function: transmembrane transporter activity. The record is from RefSeq and is a predicted model, not a curated record. The transcript has 8 exons. NCBI's taxonomy places the organism in Eukaryota, Fungi, Ascomycota, Dothideomycetes, Botryosphaeriales, Botryosphaeriaceae. Bases 1 to 1347 code for a protein of 448 amino acids.